Messenger RNA from Elephantulus edwardii (Cape elephant shrew), 477 nucleotides. RefSeq names its product transmembrane protein 239 (gene TMEM239). Bases 19 to 477 code for a protein of 152 amino acids. The transcript has a single exon. The record is from RefSeq and is a predicted model, not a curated record. NCBI's taxonomy places the organism in Eukaryota, Metazoa, Chordata, Mammalia, Macroscelidea, Macroscelididae.
UCCCCAGGUGCACCAGGCAUGAUGCAGCAGCCACAUGUGAACCCAGAUGCCAUCGGGGCUGGUGAGGGGUUGCAGCCUGUAGGGCCGUGGUUGGCCUGGGUCUCACGGCAGAGCUGGGCACGCUGGUGGGCUUGCCGCGUGCCACAGAGCUGGGCCCGGUGGUGGGCCACAUCAGGCUGGCGGCAGCCACUGCAGCGCGUGCUGUGGGGGCUUGAGGGGAUGCUCUACCUGCUGCUGGCGCUGAUGCUGUGCCAUGCGCUCUUCACCACCGGCUCCCAUUUGCUCAGAUCCUUGUGGCCUGUGGUGGCUGCAGCAUGGCGCCACCUGCUGCCCGCUAUCCUGCUGCUGGUGCUCAGCGCUCUGCCCGCCCUGCUCUUCACCACCUCCUUCUUGAUGCUUCUCUCCACGCUGCUGAGCCUCAUGGGCCUCCUUGCUUCUAUGUCUUACCCUGGCCACACUCAGGACAUGGACCAAUAG